CAAACCUCUGAAAACCAUCACCAACACCUUCCUUCCCCCUAGCUCUUCCGAACCUCAACUCUGCGCUGCGCGCGUGAAAAUAUUCCCCUUCCCCAUUCUACUUUGCGUCGCAGCUAUUCCCAAGUCUCGUUGAGCCACAUUACACAAUGAAGGGCGAGAUUCUUCACCUUCAUCUCGGUCAGGCCGGUACCCAGCUGGGUAACUCUGCUUGGGAGCUCUACCUCCUCGAGCACGGCCUCGGCUCCGAUGGUCGUCCUGACCCCAGCGCCAAGGAUGUCGUUGACGGCGGCUCCUACGAGACCUUCUUCACCGAGACGAGCGGUGGAAAAUACGUCCCUCGCUCCCUCUUCGUCGACCUCGACCCCUCUCCCAUUGACGAGAUCCGAACUGGCGGCUACCGUCAGCUCUUCCACCCUGAGCUGUUGAUCAGCGGCAAGGAGGAUGCUGCCAACAACUAUGCCCGUGGUCACUACACCAUCGGCAAGGAGAUGGUCGACAAUGUCAUUGACCGUGUUCGCCGCGUCGCUGACAACUGCCACUCCCUCCAGGGCUUCCUGAUCUUCCACUCCUUCGGUGGCGGUACCGGCUCUGGCUUCGGUGCCCUCCUCCUCGAGCGCCUUUCCACCGAGUACGGCAAGAAGUCGAAGCUUGAGUUCGCCGUCUACCCCGCCCCCCGUGUCUCGACUGCCGUUGUUGAGCCCUACAACGCCGUUCUGUCCACCCACAGCACUAUUGAGAACUCGGACUGCACUUUCCUCGUCGACAACGAGGCUGUCUACGACAUCUGCCGCCGCAACCUUGACAUUCCCCGUCCCGGUUACGAGCAUCUCAACCGUCUGAUCGCCCAGGUCGUCAGCUCCAUCACCUCGUCCCUCCGUUUCGAUGGUGCCCUGAACGUUGAUCUCAACGAGUUCCAGACCAACUUGGUCCCCUACCCUCGUAUUCACUACCCCUUGAUCAGCUACGCUCCCGUCAUCUCCGCCAACAAGAGCUCUCACGAGAGCUUCAAGGUCCAGGAGCUCACCUUCCAGUGCUUCGAGCCCAACAACCAGAUGGUCGUCUGCGACCCCCGCAACGGCAAGUACAUGGCCGUCGCCCUUCUGUACCGUGGCGACGUCGUCCCCCGCGACUGCAACGCCGCCAUUGCUGCCCUCAAGGCCAAGUCCUCCUUCAACCUGGUCGAGUGGUGCCCCACUGGUUUCAAGCUCGGAAUCAACUACCAGAAGCCCAUGGCUGUUCCGGCUGCCGCUGGCGACGGUGGUCUCGCCUCCGUCGACCGCUCCGUCUCUAUGCUGUCCAACACCACCGCCAUUGCCGAGGCCUGGUCGAGACUCGACCACAAGUUCGAUCUCAUGUACAGCAAGCGCGCCUUCGUCCACUGGUACGUUGGUGAGGGUAUGGAGGAGGGUGAGUUCAGCGAGGCCCGCGAGGAUCUUGCCGCGCUCGAGAAGGAUUACGAGGAGGUUGCUGCCGACUCGUACGAGGGCGAGGAGGACGAUGCCGAGUACUAAGCCGACAUCGGAGACCGUCCCGUUUUUUUGUUUCGCGGUAUAUCGGUUGCUGCAACGAACAAUGACGAACCCGGCAGCCUUGGACGAAAAACGAAUUGCAUGAAAAAAGUUUGUUCUUUUGGCGGCCGUCGGGGUGUCGGUUCGGUAGACUUCUGUUUCUCGUUCUUGCCGGACGGACAUGGACGCGCACAAGGCACUGGAUUAACCCAUAACCCAACGAAUGGAUAUUUCGGCGUCAAGCUCGAGUUGAUAAUAGAUGAGACCAAGUCACUUUCUUCUUUGACGAGUAUAUACGUGGUACCUCCUGACUUGUCUGACGAGAGCC
Colletotrichum godetiae is the source of this 1836-nucleotide messenger RNA. RefSeq names its product tubulin/FtsZ family protein. Gene Ontology annotation, cellular component: cytoplasm; microtubule. The transcript has 5 exons. Bases 147 to 1511 code for a protein of 454 amino acids. The record is from RefSeq and is a predicted model, not a curated record. Gene Ontology annotation, biological process: microtubule cytoskeleton organization; mitotic cell cycle. Lineage: Eukaryota; Fungi; Ascomycota; Sordariomycetes; Glomerellales; Glomerellaceae. Gene Ontology annotation, molecular function: structural constituent of cytoskeleton; GTP binding.